Messenger RNA from Paramacrobiotus metropolitanus, 2160 nucleotides. RefSeq names its product cardioacceleratory peptide receptor-like. Gene Ontology annotation, cellular component: membrane. Gene Ontology annotation, molecular function: vasopressin receptor activity. The record is from RefSeq and is a predicted model, not a curated record. The coding region runs from base 598 to 1989 and encodes 463 amino acids. The transcript has 8 exons. Gene Ontology annotation, biological process: G protein-coupled receptor signaling pathway. Lineage: Eukaryota; Metazoa; Tardigrada; Eutardigrada; Parachela; Macrobiotidae.
UCGGAUUAUGUUGGUAAAUGGUAAUUACAGUUGUGUUUUUUUUCGCGACAUGUUGUCCCGCCGAUCACACGCUGUCGAAAUAAAAUGCGGUGUGUCUUUCUGAGGAAUUCUUAGCGAUUAUUAAUAGUGCUUGUUGGUCGGUUUAGAAACCGGGAAUAUGGAUGUUUAUGUUGCCCGAUAAACUGUCGUUCAUCAAUCUUCGCCUCGGUCUUUAUCGACUGUAAACAGCUGUGCAAUCCUCUGUGGUCAUAAAAUAUGAUCAGCAUUCAUCGGUUCCCAGCACGAUGCCAUUUGCAUAAAAGGUCGUGUGGGCAUUCCUUUCAGCAUAAACAGCGUCCGAGUAAUUUUCGAUAUUUUGGAUAAAAAUAAUUGCCGGCGAAAGAUCAUACUUACCAACGCACCGGAAACCAAUCAAUUGGACGCCAAUAGCAGUGUGUGUUAAACUGUUUGUCCCACGAUCAUGGAUUAGUCCACGUACGUAUUUCGCCGUCCAUUGUGCAGGAUGUUAGCUGCAUGGAAAGUAUGAGUUUCCGGCCGGCUUAGUUGGAAGACCGGAAUAAAAAACCGCCCCAACACUCCGCUCUUCACCAGUGCAAUAUGAAUACGACGGCUCUUAUAUUUUUUCCCUCGACAACGUCCCAUUUCCGGUCGGACAAUGCACUAAUCAUAAACGGAACCACUGUUCCGUCCCUGCAAAUGCUGUCCAAUGCGUCCCUGUACCACGCCGCCAUGCACAACGACAGUGACGCCAAUAAGCGCUUCUAUUAUUAUGAGACGGAGCAGUUGACCUUCAUGUUCAUCUUGGCCUUUCUGGUUAUCAGCUUCAACUUCCUAGUAUUUGCCGCCCUAGGGAUUUCCAAAACCAGGACGCGAAUGGGAUUCUGGGUUCUGCAUUUAGCGCUGGCAGAUUUACUUGUGGGUUUGAUAUCUAUACCAACUGACAUCGUUUGGCAAAUGACCUAUGAAUGGUAUGCCGGCAAUGUGGGAUGCAAGGCGAUACGCUAUGCACAAGUUGUGGUUACUUUUGCCUCAAACUACGUCCUAGUCGCAUUGUCAAUUGACCGCUAUGACGCCAUCGCUAAUCCACUGACAUUCACCAGCGCAGUGCGCCGUAGCCGGUUUCUUAUUGGAUCAGCAUGGUUCUUCAGUUUUCUAUUCUCCAUUCCCAUGCUGUUUCUAUACGAGCAGGACCGAAUCGAUGGAUACCUGCAGUGUUGGAUAUCGUUUCCGUCACAGACAUACUGGCAACUCUAUUUCACCCUGGUUUCCCUAAUACUUUUCAUUAUCCCGGUGAUUAUAAUCAUCGCUUGCUUUGCCAUUGUGCUACGCACAAUAUAUGUCCGCGGACGCAAUCUGGAGUUUGAGGAAGCAAUGAACCUCAGCCGGCAAGACAGCUUCGAGGCGCAGGAUCUGGUUGGGAGUGUUCUCUACAGAAGCAAACGCCUAGCUGCAGGCAUCCCAUCCAUUGCAUCUUCGAGAUCCGAGUUUGCCAAAGGGCUCAUUCCCAGAGCUAAAAUAAAAACAACAAAAAUGGCCCUUGUCAUUGUAACGGUUUUUAUCGCAUGCUGGAGUCCUUAUUGCAUCUAUGACCUUUUGGAUGUGUACGAGCAUGUGGAAUUUGCCAAUCCGCAGACGAAAAUUGCCGUCUCCACACUAAUGCAGUCGCUCGCUCCAUUAAACUCCGUUGCCAACCCGGUCAUUUCGUGUAUUUAUCUGCGCCGGGAAAUCGUUCGCGGACUGCGCCGUAUCCACCGGACGUUGCGGCAACGCGGCAGGAAGCCGACAUCGACAACACAGCUGCGCUUCUCGCGCAAGACAUUCGGUCGCACGGUCGACAACGGAUGGACGGACAACUGUCUGGCUGUGCCGAACAAUUCGCGAAACUCAAAUUCUUUGGGUGACGAAGGUUCCAGUAACGGGAACGCGUUGGCCGCGUAUAGUCACGUUAACGGCUUAACAAUGAAAGGCUCCAGGGGAGCCUUAGUUUGACCUUUCUUGAUCUCUGUUAUGAUUGCACACCACACACGUUUAUGUCUUGCCAUCGUUAAAUUUUUGAUGCGCAUGUAACAAAUUUGUUCGUUUUUUUUGGUAGACUGUCGCGUUGACCAAAGAAAUUCCCGUUAUUUUGAUGUUUUGAUUAGCGCUGGUUGAUAGUUUGUU